Messenger RNA from Trichomonas vaginalis G3, 2043 nucleotides. Its product is annotated as Kelch-type beta propeller family. The record is from RefSeq and is a predicted model, not a curated record. Lineage: Eukaryota; Parabasalia; Trichomonadida; Trichomonadidae. Gene Ontology annotation, molecular function: protein binding. Bases 1 to 2043 code for a protein of 680 amino acids. The transcript has a single exon.
AUGUCGAAUAAAACAGUAGUAAAGCCUAUUAAGAAUCCUCCAGUAUUUGAGCAUGAUGACAUGCGAAAACUUGUUAAUCUAGCUUUUUUCGAGGAUACUGUUUAUCUUUGUUACCAGAAAAUCUAUAAAUUAGUUCUUUCAGGAUUUAUUCGAAACGAAGACAGUGCAUUUUCAUGGAAUCAAGUUGCAGAUAUACCAUUUACACAACGAAGCGGACAAAAAAUGAUCUCGGUUCCUAAAGGAAUUGUGUUUUUUGGUGGCGAAGAUGAAGAUAAUAUUGUAUACAACGAUUUAUGGUUUUGGGAUGGUAAAAAUUGGGAUUACCUUGCAACAAAUGUUCCUCCUCUAAUCUCACCAGCGGCUUGUUAUGCAGGAGAUCAUCAAUUACUUAUUCAUGGUGGUCUUCGUGAAGAUAAAACAUUCAACAACGCCGAUUUUUAUUUUGUUGAUUUAGAAACAUCAGUUACAAAGCAAAUAUCUCUUAAUUUUCCAUUACAAUUACACUCACAUUCAAUCACUUUACUUUCUAAUGGUAAAUUCUUACUUUAUGGUGGCACCUCACCAGAAGGUGUUUCCAGUAAACUAUACAUAAUCGAUUUUGAAGCGAAAACUUUCGAAAGAAUCGAAUCACCCUACGAAAUUGCUACGACAGGACAUUAUACAGCCGAAAUAUAUACACUGCUAUUCUGCAUUGGAGGCUAUGAUGCACAGAAAAAGCCACAAAGUACAUGGUUAUUUAACUUCGACCAUAACAUUUGGUUUAAAUACAAACUAGAUGUUAAUUUCGAUGGUGUUUUUGUAUAUACAUCAGCACUUGUCGGAAACGGUGUCGCAUUUCAUUGUAUUUCUCGUAAUUACGAUACAUUUCUGACAUAUUCCAUUUCAAAGAACACUCCAUCAUGCAACAUCAAAGAUACACAAAGCUUCACAAAGUUUGUUUCUAACCAGCUUAAAUACUCUAUCCAAGAGUUCACAAUUCCAAGUCGAAAGAACACUAUCGACAACCGACUUGUAGAAAUCCGUGAUCAGUUCCUUAGUAAAGCGACAGAAUGCGGUGUUGGUCAAGAUGUCAUCGAAAACUCAAAAACAGUCUUUGAUGAUUUGGAUAAGUUGAACGAAGUCAAAUUCCGUAUCAUCAGUCUUAAAAGCAGCAUCAAGAACCAGCCUAAGAUUUCCAACCUUCGAAACGUCACUCCUUCACACUACGACCGCGACAAAUACGUUGAACUUCGCAAGUUCAUCGAACAAUCUAAGAUUGAGCGUAAAUCAGCACGUGACAAAGCCAUUUCUCUCAGCGAAAAGAUCGACCAUCUUUCAUUCUCUAACUACGUCGCUAACAUCAGGAACAGCCGUCCUCUUGACUGCACCAACGAAGAUGUCGACCGGAAACUCGCUAAAUCACAACAACUUGCACAGUUGAUUGCAUCUAUGCGGGAAGAGAAAGAGACACACCUUCGUCACCGCCAAGAAGAGUCACGUCAAGAGAUGGAGAGUGCACGUACAGAAGUUGUUCUUCUUGACCAGAUCGGUGCUAGCUGGGAAGAAGCAGACUGUCUUCGUAUGGCAGCCAAUGAAGCUAAAGAAGAAUGUCUUCGCAUUGUUGCCAAACUUAUUUUGUUGCGUAUCGAGAUUCUCAAUCAGAUUGUUGACUAUCCACUUUCCACUCGUCUUGAGUUAGUUGCACAACAGGAGACACCAUCCAAGUGUCUUUCAGUUAACAAGAUGAUCCAGAAGAAGCGAUCACUCAUCCGAAACUUGGACAAGAUGAUCAACGAACUUUUUGUCAAUUCACACAAGAGUGAUUCAGAGCGUAUCAGCGAACUUCAGUUAGCAGUUGAGAACAUCGGUGCAUGGGCAAGUGCAGCUAAAGAAGUUUGCACGGAAGUUAAGAAACCUAUUCCACAACUUGGAAAUGUUCCACGCGAAAACUUCGCAAUCGAGAAGAUCGACAUUUUCAUUUCAUCACUUGCAGACUGGGAAUACGAUUUCGAACUUAAAGAUUACACACCAUUCAUUGUACGACAACCCGAAACUCCCAAAUAA